Messenger RNA from Oncorhynchus gorbuscha (pink salmon), 1372 nucleotides. Its product is annotated as T-cell ecto-ADP-ribosyltransferase 2-like. The coding region runs from base 296 to 1195 and encodes 299 amino acids. Gene Ontology annotation, molecular function: NAD+-protein-arginine ADP-ribosyltransferase activity; NAD+ poly-ADP-ribosyltransferase activity. Lineage: Eukaryota; Metazoa; Chordata; Actinopteri; Salmoniformes; Salmonidae. The transcript has 5 exons. The record is from RefSeq and is a predicted model, not a curated record.
CUCUGGAAAGUCAGCUUGUCAGUUACAGCAGCGCGUCCCCUGAACGAUAACGAAGAGGUAAUUUUAGGUGAGAAGCCUGACCACGGAGACCGGGGUGAGAAGGUGAUGAAGCGUACUUCAUGAGCUGUGACCGAAUAACUACUGUCUUUUGGAAGGUUUGAGGGAGUGAGUGGAAAAUAUGUGCAAACGCCCCCGAAGAGAGGCACACUGAUAUUCUCUCAUUCUGUUAUUUAGUCUACCCAAGGAGAGCACCACACGACUCUGAAGAACACACAAGGCAGCCAUUGCUGGGAAAAUGCAGGGCCAAAGAGAGAAGACAUUCAUAUUGAUCCUCGUUGCUGCGCUCUCUCACAGGGUGACUCAGGCAAAGGUAAUGGACAUGGUUCCUAAUGCCGUGGAUGACCAGUACACUCACUGUCGGGAGCAGAUGUUGAAGAAGGUUGUGGAAGGGGGUCUGCUGGAAGAAGAACUGAAAGGCAGUUCAGAGUAUAGGAAUGUCUGGGGGGCAAAGCAGUGUACAAAUUUAAUCCCGGGAGGCGUCAAGCAACACACGGAUGCAUUGGUGGCUUAUGGACAUGGGGGAAAUGUGUUCAGAAAGAUGUUCAACCAAGCAGUGGAGACUCAGGGUGGGAAUGUCACUGUCUAUAAUAGCAACUUCCGGUUCAAAUCCCUCCACUUCCUUCUAAUGGAUGCCAUGAGGCUUUUGAAGACAGAGAACUGCCAAACUGUGUUUCGUGGUUCAAGCAAAGAGUAUGAGGCACAAGUAGGGUCAGAAGUGCGAUUUGGGAGGUUUACCUCAACCAAUGCCAGGCGUUCUUAUGCGGAGGAAUCUGCUUUAGACAAUGGGAUCCUUUUCAACAUCACUUCCUGCACUGUAGUCAAUGUGGAUGAUUACACUUGCUUCUCAGACAGCAUUGAUCAGCUAAUAUCCCCAGCAGAGGUGUUUAGGGUGGCUGAGGUAAAGAAUGUAAGAAAUGAAGAUGACCAGUACAGAGAGAUCGUUUUGACAAGUUCAAGGACCCACAGCAUUGACAGCAUCCGCGACUGUUUCCUCUUCCCCAGAUCUCCUACAACUACGAGUCCUCCAUCAAUCACCCCCAAAGGCUCCUCUACUCAAUGUCUUGGCAGUAGCCUGUCUGUUCUUGUGGUUGUAUCUCUCUCCAUCUCCCUGAUCACCAGGACUGAUCAUCUCUGAUAAACUAAAGUGUUGAGCGCUAAUAGAUGCGGUAAAUUAGUCAAUGGAACGCAGACCGUGGGGGAUAGAAGGACGCACAUUCAACCAAUCUGAUUUAACAAAAUAGAUAUUUGUCAAAUUGUCAUGUUUUAUGUAUUGUAACAUGCCCAUAAUGUGCUUAAUAAAGUUUGAUGGAUA